Molecule: messenger RNA, 3369 nt
Organism: Manis javanica (Malayan pangolin)
Lineage: Eukaryota; Metazoa; Chordata; Mammalia; Pholidota; Manidae
Gene: PRDM8
Product: PR/SET domain 8
Biological process (GO): oligodendrocyte development; regulation of DNA-templated transcription
Cellular component (GO): nucleus
Molecular function (GO): protein binding
Source: RefSeq, a predicted model, not a curated record
CCCCAGACGCGGCCCGGCAGCAGCGGGCAGUUGCUCCCUCCCUCCCAGCUGCCGCGGCAGAGAUCCAGACCGCUUUCCGAGGAGGGCGGGCUCCUCCGCAGUCUGCAAUUGGGACGGGAGCCCAGCCGCCGAUGGGCACACGGGAGCUGAGGCCUCGGCGAAAGGGUCCUGCAGGCCGCAGGAGAGUCGAAAGGUGAAAAGAACCCCGAAGUCUCCCAGCUAAAAUGUCUUCCGGCCCCUGUUGAACGAGACAACUUUCAGCCUGUUAAAGUCCUCAAGCCAUUAGCAUCAGCUGCUGCACUAAAGGGGCAGGCCAGCGCCUCUAAGUGGCUUAGCGCACAAACGAGGCUCCCGAGACGACGGCGGCAACUGCUUCCACUCUUCCGCUGGACGUGAAAAGCCCUCAUGGAGCCCAUCUCUGCAGAAUCUACAAGACGGAAAUACAAACACCUCUUGACAUGGAAAUGCACUGAUACAAUAAGCAAAAGAACACUCCAUCGUAUCUCCUAGUUCCAGGUGGCCUUAUUUGGGCGAUUUGGUCCUGACCUUAUUCCUGUGAUGGAGGAAUCGGGCAUCCAGCGAGGCAUCUGGGAUGGAGAUGCCAAGGCUGUCCAACAAUGUUUGACAGAUAUUUUUACCAGCGUUUACACCACCUGCGACAUCCCUGAGAAUGCUAUAUUCGGUCCCUGCAUCCUGAGCCAUACUUCCCUGUAUGACAGCAUAGCUUUCAUAGCUCUCAAGUCCACCGACAAGAGAACAGUCCCUUAUAUCUUCCGGGUAGACACCUCAGCGGCAAAUGGUUCCUCAGAAGGUCUCAUGUGGCUGCGUCUUGUCCAAUCAGCCAGAGAUAAAGAAGAGCAGAACCUUGAAGCCUAUAUAAAAAACGGACAGCUGUUUUACCGCUCUCUCCGCAGGAUUGCCAAAGACGAGGAGUUACUAGUUUGGUACGGGAAAGAACUGACUGACUUACUCUUGCUCUGCCCCUCUAGAUCCCACAGCAAAAUGAAUGCAGGGUCGUCCCCUUACACAUGCCUGGAAUGCAGCCAACGUUUCCAGUUUGAGUUCCCUUAUGUGGCGCAUCUGCGCUUCCGCUGCCCCAAGAGACUUCACAGCGCCGACAUGAGCCCUCAAGACGAGCAAGGCGGCGGCGUGGGCACCAAGGAUCACGGGGGAGGCGGCGGUGGCAAGGACCAGCAGCAACAGGAGGCACCCUUGGGUCCCGGCCCCAAGUUCUGCAAAGCUGGCCCUCUCCAUCACUACCCGGCCUCCUCCCCCGAGGGCAUUAACCUACCCGCGGCUGGCGGCGGCGGCAGCGCGAAGCCCUCCACGGAUUUUCAUAACCUGGCCCGCGAGCUGGAAAAUUCCGGGGGAGGCAGCAGCCGCUCCCCAGUUCAGAGCCUCAGCAGCGGCAGCAGCGCCGGCGGCCACCAGGAGGCGGAGCUGAGUCCCGACGGCAACGCCACCGGCUGCGGCAAAGCCAAGAGGAAAUUCUCGGAGGAGGAGGCGGCGGCGGCGGUGGGCGGCGGCGGCGGCGCGGGGCUGGUCGGGGGCCGGGGCCGCUUCCCCGAGCGGCCCCUGCCCGCCUCCAAGGAGGACUUGGUGUGCACGCCGCAGCAGUACCGCGCCUCGGGCAGCUAUUUCAGCCUGGAGGAGAACGGCCGCCUCUUCGCGCCGCCCAGCCCCGAGACGGGCGAGGCGAAGCGCAGCGCCUUCGUGGAGGUGAAGAAGGCUGCCCGAGGGCCAGGGCUGCAGGAGGAGGCAGCCGCCGACGGCGGGGGCGCCUCUGCCGAGGACCAGGACUCCGGCGGCGGCGGUUCCUGCACGCCCGUGGCCGCAUCGCCCGCAGGCUCGGAGAAGGUGCUGGGCCCGCGGCCUGGGGGUCCGCUGCCCAGCCGGCUGGAGAGCGGCAGCCCGGCGCGGGGCAGCGCCUUCACCUCGGUGCCGCAGCUGGGCGGCGCGGGGGGCGCCGGCGCGGGGGUCAGUGCGAGCGCCGGGGUCGCUGGCGGUGCGGCCGGCGGCCAGGGAGCCGCGUCGGACGAGCGCAAAAGCGCCUUCUCGCAGCCGGCGCGCUCCUUCUCGCAGCUGUCCCCGCUGGUGCUGGGCCAGAAGCUGAGCGCGCUCGAGCAGUGCCACCCCGGCGACGCAGUGGGCCCCACCAGACUCUACGCCGCUGCCGCCGACCCUCUGGCCGUGAAGCUGCAGGGGGCGGCGGACCUGAACGGAGGUUGCGGGGCCCUGCCGAGCGGCGGCGGCGGCGGCCUGCCCAAACAGAACCCCUUCCUCUACGCCACGGCCUUCUGGCCUAAGAGCUCCGCAGCCGCGGCGGCCGCGGCGGCCGCGGCCGCGGGGCCCCUACAACUGCAGCUGCCCUCGGCGCUCACGCUACUGCCGCCCUCCUUCACCUCGCUGUGUCUGCCCGCGCAGAACUGGUGCGCCAAGUGCAAUGCCUCCUUCCGCAUGACCUCCGACCUGGUGUACCACAUGAGGUCGCAUCACAAAAAGGAGUACGCCAUGGAGCCCCUCGUGAAGAGGCGGCGGGAGGAGAAACUCAAGUGCCCCAUUUGCAACGAGUCCUUCAGGGAGCGCCACCACCUUUCCAGGCACAUGACCUCGCAUAAUUGACAAGGACUCCAACUUUUCAUGAGCGCACACGCACAGCCAAGCCACCUGCAGGAACAAACCCGCGAGGUCAUCUACCAUCUACCUGUGACCCGAAACACUGCCCCAGAGAGACAGAUAGAAACACAAACCGCAACUCCCCUCCACCCCGCCCACAGCCUUUUCAUCGAAUGUGACCUACUCUCUCACACACACACACACACACACACACACACACGAGACAGGGUGGUGGAUUUUUGAUUGGGUGGGUUUGAGGAGUUUUCUUUUGAGUGCACGCAUUUUCACUUUCCCAAAACAAAGGUACAUUUUUUAAAAUGUCAUAUAUUGCAACAUAUUGAUGCAUUUGUCAUGUUUCUACUUAAAUUAUUAAGCACUUACAGUUUAGAUGUAAUAAUUAUAAUGUAAGGACAAAAUUUAUUUUAGAUAUAAAGUAAAGGAGGAGGCUGACAUGCUUUCUGCAUUUCUUGAUGACAGGUUGUGUUCUUACAAAAAUGAACAAAACAAAUAAAAAGGGGGUCACCAAUUUAAGUUUCCAGGGGUAAGUGCAUGCAUUAUGAAAUGAUUAUGGACUUCAAUGAAGAAUGUCAUCAUUAUGUAAAUAUGUAUUUCCUUUUAAUACAAAGUGUAAUUUUGUGCCAGUGAAAUGGAGUCUGAAUAGUUAUGUGUUUCUUUUACCCCUGGAAAGAUUUAUUAACCUUUAUAGAUUAUCCAGGUAUGUUGGAUGCUUUGACAAUAAAUGACUAUUUUCUU